Polypterus senegalus (gray bichir) is the source of this 1072-nucleotide messenger RNA. RefSeq names its product C-type lectin domain family 3, member A (gene clec3a). The record is from RefSeq and is a predicted model, not a curated record. Lineage: Eukaryota; Metazoa; Chordata; Cladistia; Polypteriformes; Polypteridae. Bases 25 to 621 code for a protein of 198 amino acids. The transcript has 3 exons.
UUCCUGUGCACAUUAGCUGCAAGCAUGGCGCGGAAGGGAUGUCUGCUCUUGUUUUUGAUUAUUGGAGUAACAUUAGAUCGAUCUUCAGGACAGCCGGGACACAGACAUUCAAAGUCAAGGAGCACCAGCCUGAGAGAUGUAGGAGAUGACGACCUAAAAGCACAAAUCAACAAACUGUGGCAAGAAGUCAACUCACUGAAAGAAAUGCAGGCAUUGCAGACAGUCUGUCUUCGUGGAACCAAAGUUCACAGAAAAUGCUACCUUGCUAUUGAUGUUCCAAAGCACUUUCAUGAAGCAAACGAAGACUGCAUUGCCCAAGGAGGAACACUUGUCACCCCAAGAGAUGCUGAUGAGAAUACCAGCGUGCGUGACUAUGCCAAGAAAAGUCUUCCUGGGGCAAAGGACUUUUGGAUCGGAAUCACGGACAUGGUGAAGGAAGGCCAUUACGUCGAUGUAAAUGGGAUGGCUAUUAAUUAUUUUAACUGGGAUCGUUCCAAGAGUCAACCCACUGGGGUAAAAAGAGAAAGCUGUGUCAUGAUGUCACAGGCGUCCCAGGGGAAAUGGCAUGAUGAUGUUUGUCGUAACUUGAAAAAAUACAUAUGUGAAUAUAUCAUUCCCUAAAUUCUCAUUUGAAAGCAAUACAUAAAUUACAAAGUGGCAUAUGCUAAUCAUAAAUUGUCUUCAAUUAAAAAGAAAGUAACAUUGUUACAUUUCCAUGUUAUUCAUAAGUAACUUCACAAAAUAAUAACUGAUAUUAAAUAUUAAUACAAUGAAUAGUCAUGAAACCAAGACCUCAAAACUAUAACAUUUUCCGUCUGUCUUUGCAGAAAUUAGCUUCACAGUAAAUGCUGGCUUGCUAUUAAUGUGCUGUUGUUUCCAUGUUCUACACUGACCCAAGCAGAUGCAAUCUGAAAAGUAUGACCUCCAAGGUGCCUGUCUAUUAAUGUAUUCUCUACGGACCACUUUAAUUGGACUGAUUAGUUAACGAUUACUGCACAGGAUUUUUGCAAGAACUGUUGUUGUUAAGUACUGGUGUGGUCUAUGAUUAAAUUAACAGCAAUAUUCAUUUUUA